Eruca vesicaria subsp. sativa (arugula) is the source of this 267-nucleotide messenger RNA. The record is from the annotation of a GenBank genome assembly. Lineage: Eukaryota; Viridiplantae; Streptophyta; Magnoliopsida; Brassicales; Brassicaceae.
AUGAACUCGAGGGUAGCAUUAACAUAUGGGAUGAGCCUCGAGUCGGAAAGCUGCUAUUUGGGAAGACGACCUGUUCUAGAGACAGAUGCUUACCAGCAGUUGAAGGAUGAUUGUCUAUCACUCAAGUCCGAGCUUCUGAAGGAGGUGGCUGGUUACGAGGAUGACAGCAACAGCAGGGGAUGGGCCAAGUCUCAGAGCGUGUGGGCUCAAGUAUCAGACAGCGGUGGAGAUACCAGCAGCAGACAUGUUAGACAACGAACCACCUAG